UUGUAAAGAACGAGUUGUUGUUGAACAAGUUUCCUGCGCAUAUAAGGGGUCCAUAUGUUUUGCUGUUGUAACGGCAAACUAAAACACAAGUCAUCAUCGUUUGCUUCACUUUGUCACCCCCGUCAGCUUCAAUUCCACUACGUAAAGAUGUUUUUGACUCGAAGUGAAUAUGAUCGAGGUGUGAAUACCUUUUCACCAGAGGGCCGUUUAUUCCAAGUCGAAUAUGCCAUUGAAGCUAUCAAAUUAGGCUCCACGGCUAUUGGUAUCCAGACAAGUGAAGGGGUUGUGCUUGCUGUAGAGAAGAGAAUUACUUCACCGCUGAUGAUACCAAGUACUAUUGAGAAAAUUGUAGAAAUUGAUAGUCAUAUUGGAUGUGCAGUUUCUGGCCUAGUUGCAGAUUCUCGUACCUUAGUAGAUCAUGCUCGUGUGGAAUGUGCGAAUCAUUGGUUUGUCUACAACGAAAACAUGAAAGUAGAGUCUGUAGCACAGGCUGUAUCAAAUCUUGCCAUUCGUUUUGGUGACUCCGAUGAUGAUGGACCAGCCAUGAGUCGACCCUUUGGUGUUGCAAUGCUCUUUGCUGGUUUAGAUAAAGCUGGAGCUCAAUUGUAUCACAUGGAUCCCUCCGGCACAUUCCUCCAGUUUGGUGCAAAAGCCAUUGGAUCUGGAUCUGAGGGUGCACAACAGUCACUGCAAGAAUCUUAUCAUAAGGUUAGUUUUUGCCAAUCAGUGCAGGUAGUACCAUGUUUUUUAACAGCAUGGGUUGAAAGUUAUCUGCUACUUUUUACAAAAAUUUAGGACUCAAACAUGAAA
Macrobrachium nipponense is the source of this 810-nucleotide messenger RNA. RefSeq names its product proteasome subunit alpha type-5-like. The record is from RefSeq and is a predicted model, not a curated record. The coding region runs from base 55 to 795 and encodes 246 amino acids. Gene Ontology annotation, cellular component: nucleus; proteasome core complex; proteasome core complex, alpha-subunit complex. Lineage: Eukaryota; Metazoa; Arthropoda; Malacostraca; Decapoda; Palaemonidae. Gene Ontology annotation, biological process: proteasome-mediated ubiquitin-dependent protein catabolic process. The transcript has 5 exons.